Messenger RNA from Erpetoichthys calabaricus (reedfish), 3616 nucleotides. It is a transcript of the gene snx8a, whose product is annotated as sorting nexin 8a. Bases 138 to 1739 code for a protein of 533 amino acids. Gene Ontology annotation, biological process: retrograde transport, endosome to Golgi. Gene Ontology annotation, molecular function: phosphatidylinositol binding. The record is from RefSeq and is a predicted model, not a curated record. NCBI's taxonomy places the organism in Eukaryota, Metazoa, Chordata, Cladistia, Polypteriformes, Polypteridae. The transcript is spliced from 13 exons.
UCACUCCGGGUAACAUGUUAUUGGCCCGCUACUCAUUAGCUUAGAAGAGCGCAACCGCUGGGCGCCUGUGUUUCUGUUGGCUGUUCUCUUCGCACGAUCACAUGGAGGAGCUGCGCGGUUCACAUGACUGUUGAGCUAUGGAGGGGGCUAUCAAUGAAGGUUCUGUACCUCCUUAUUACCGAGAAGUAUAUGAGGCAGUCUGCUGCAAGCAGGAUGACAGAGUGCAAGCUGAAGUGUUCCAUAGAUUGUUGAGCAGGACAGACCUCCCAGCUUCUGUACAGACUCAGAUUGCAAGCCAGCUGGACUGUAAGGAGGGAUUCCUUUCAAAACUGUCUCUGUACAAAGGCCUGGCUCUUAUUGCAUUGGCUCAGCAAGGGAAGCAACCAAGCCAAAAACUCCUGGAGAACUAUACGCAAGAGUUUCCAAAACCUCAUUUGGGUGAACUGGUUGAUCUUCGAGCUCUCAAAAUGCAGUCUACUUCUGAUAACCCUUUACUCCUUACACAAACACUUCUGGAACUGCAGGAUAUAGACACCAUUCAAGUGGAGCUCAUUCCAGAGAAGAAGGGACUGUUUCUGAAACAUUUUGAGUAUGAGGUCACCAGCCAGCGUUUUAGAUCAUCAGUUUACCGUAGAUACAGUGACUUUGAUGUAUUGCAUGAAGUCUUACUCCAUAGAUUUGCCUAUCGCAUGGUGCCGGCACUCCCACCGAAAAGAGUACUAAAAGGAGUUUUGACUUCAACAUCUGAAAAGGAGUUCAUUGAAGGUCGACGACGUGGUCUUAGGCGUUUCAUUAAUCUUGUUGCCCGGCACCCUUUUUUUUCAGAAGAUGAACUCAUAAAAACAUUCCUCACAUUGAACAGUUCUGAUGUGCAAAACAAACUUCGUGAGUCUAUUAAAAGAGCUGGUGAUGAAUUCUUGACUUGUAAAAUUGCAACAAAGGCUAAGGAAUAUCUACCACCUGAUAUCCAGGCUCAGUUUUCUGCCAGUAGAGAAUUAAUACGAAACAUCUUCAACAGUUUCCAGAAGUUGCGUGAUCGGGCAGAGAGGAUGGCUAUACGGUCUGUGGAGAAUGCAACUGAUCUGAUGAUGUUUGGGAAAGAACUAAGUGCUCUGGGGUCAGAUACCAUUUCAGUUCCAUACUGGGCUACCACAAACAACAACACUUGGGGUACCUUGAGACAGUCUUUGAAAGGACUGUCUGUGGAGUUUGCAAUAUUGGCAGACAAAGCUGCACAGCAGGGUAAAAGGGAAGAGGAUGAUGUUGUUGAAAAAUUGAAUCUUUUCUUAGAUUUACUACAGUCAUACAAGGAUUUAUGUGAGAGACAUGAAAAAGGCGUUUUGCAUGAACACCAUCGAGCUUUACAGAAAUACAGCCUAAUGAAGCGUCAGAUGUUAUCUGCUACUGCACAGAGUAAGGAGCCAGUGUCUGUUGAACAGCUGGAGUCUCGCAUUGUACAGCAAGAGAAUGCAAUAUUGACAAUGGAGCUCCGGAACUACUUUUCCUUGUUCUGCCUUUGCCAGGAGACACAGCUGAUAUUCAUCUACCUUCAGAUCACGUGCUACAUAAUUGGGGCACUUGUAAACUCACAGAUACAAGGACACAGAGAGAUGAGUGAGGUAUGGAAUGAUCUUCAGCCUAAACUUGGCUCCCUGUUUGGAGGAUGCAGCGGACUACUUUCACCACCACUAACCCCCCAACAAGGAGAUUGGAAAAGCCUUGCAUUUUUUACUAAUUAAAGCUUAAGACUGUCACCUUCGGAUUUGUCACUGCCAUGUUGUCCUCUGACCAGAGUUCUGAGCAAGCAGCGAGAAGAUCUUGGUUCGGCUCUGUGUUCGCAAGGAAAGGACAUUCACAUGAUACAAUGACACAGGUUCUAAUACUCUGUUUUGACACAUUAUAAUACACAAUUUUUCCCAAACUACCUUCUCUAUUCUGGGAGACAGGCUACAAAAUAAAAUUUGUAAACCAAGAUAGGAUUAGAAAGUAUACCUGAAUGAAGGAAAAUGUACAAAAAUGUAAAUGAAUUCAUCAUCUAUUUAGUGAAAUACAGAAACGUAAAUGUAGCGAUUUUCUCCUGUUAACUGACCAAGUUGCAAGUUUAGAGGUUUUGAUAAUCCAUUAUGAUAAUUUUUACUCAAAUACUUUAUUAUUUACAAUUUACAUUAUAUAGAUAAUAAUUAAGCAAAUAACUGCCUAGUAUAAAUAAAUGUGAAAUUGUACAUAUUGUAUUUUUGGAAAUGGGAGGGAUUUAGAGAUAUUUGUAGUGUAAUUUAGUGCCAACACUAAGCUGAAAAGAAGACACUGAGGCAAACUAAAUACAGGUGUGUAUUUUAGUACCAUUUAUACCAUCCAAGUGUUCACUCUCCUUUAAAAAAAAAAAAAAAAAAAUGGGGUGUCAAGAUUUAGGCAGAAAUGUAAUUUCUGAAUGAGCGUUACUCACUAAAAAUAAUGUGUUGUUGAGUCUUUGUGUAUUUAUAGUAAUAUCAAGGCUCAGAUCAGAUUCAUUCAGUCAUAUUUGUCUCUUACUAUAGAAAAAAUUUAAAAGUAAUCCAUGUCAUUUUUCUUGUCUGAAAUCGAAACUCAUGGAGUCGUGUACUUCACAUCAUAUUGAUGUCAUUUCAGAGUUCUAUUUUCUGUAUAGUAUAAAGUUUCAAACAAGUAAUUGUAUUUUGAAUAUUUAGAGCAUGCCUUUUGAAAAAGCACACAAGGAAAAUGCAUUUAGCAUUCAGAAAAGUGCCUUUACUUGCUGUUGGGUUAAAAGAUAAACUGGAAUUUGAGUUAAUGCAAAUGCAGACAUACCGAUUAUGAUUAGUUAAAUGCAUAGCAAUGUUCAAACAGCAGCCUCAUGCCAAGAGUGUCCAAGGAUGAUAGAUAGAUGAGAGAUGAAAUGUGACCUCAUUCCCUGCACUGCAGUGCUUUAGCUUGCACUCCUCCGCAGCGUCUACAUUAGUCCAGCAGGUGGCAUUGUUGUACAGGAAAUUGUAAUAUCCUGGCCGUGGCAUUAAAUGUUAAUGUGAAUGGUGAACCCCAAAGCAAUCUACAAAUGUUGUGUUUUUAUGUAACAAGACUUUUGGGAAACUGCAGUAGGUGCAGGACCUUAUUGAAAUGAAACCAUGUUGGUUGAUUAACAUGAGUUGGUUUUGGUAGUAUUUCAUGCUGGAGAUCUUACUCACUUUGGAGUGUCACACAGACUUAAGGAACAGAAAUCUUUCUAACUGCAGUCCAGGGAUUUCACCAUGCCUGUGACAUAAAACUUUUAUUUCCACUCUUUUUUCUGAUCAUCUGCACAACACAGAACUAGGCAUUGCAUGCUUUAUUAACACACGAUGCAUCUGCUUUUCUGAAAGUUUUUUUUUUUUUUUUAAUUUGUUGGUGUGUGUAGUUGGGCUGCCAGACAUUUAUUGCUGGUAAAUUUUUCUGCAGUUAUUUCCAUGUGCUGCUUGCCUUUGUUGCUUUUUAACUCCAGUAAUAAAUACUUAACUCUAGCUUAAUACACUCCAGUUUAGGCUUUCCACUAAUUAUGCACAAAUUUAAUCUUCUUAACUAUUGAUACCUAACCAUGAAUUAAAGCAGUUUGUAUUAUGUUUUGCAGACCAGUGAAUCUGCAUGUAUA